CUCAUAACUAUGAUAUACUGUAAGUACGUUGUUGAGGAGUUGCUAACAACUCAAGGUAACGUUUUGUAAUAUAAAAUGAUUAUCCCAGUACGUUGUUUUACCUGUGGCAAAGUAAUUGGCAACAAAUGGGAGGCGUAUUUAGGACUAUUGCAGGCAGAAUACACAGAAGGCGAUGCACUGGAUGCUCUGGGUUUGAAGAGAUAUUGCUGUCGUCGAAUGUUGCUUGGACACGUUGACCUGAUUGAGAAACUGCUAAAUUAUGCUCCGCUCGAAAAGUAGGAAGCCGAGCUGUGGGAACGACGACUGAACUUCAUUUUCCAUUCAUUGGAUGACCGAUAUCAUGACUACAAUAAAAGGCUUUUGCGAAAACUUGUA
Molecule: messenger RNA, 375 nt
Organism: Athalia rosae (coleseed sawfly)
Lineage: Eukaryota; Metazoa; Arthropoda; Insecta; Hymenoptera; Athaliidae
Gene: Rpb10
Product: DNA-directed RNA polymerases I, II, and III subunit RPABC5
Exons: 2
Coding region: 76-279 (67 amino acids)
Biological process (GO): tRNA transcription by RNA polymerase III; transcription by RNA polymerase I; transcription by RNA polymerase II
Cellular component (GO): RNA polymerase II, core complex; RNA polymerase I complex; RNA polymerase III complex
Molecular function (GO): DNA binding; zinc ion binding; DNA-directed RNA polymerase activity
Source: RefSeq, a predicted model, not a curated record